Messenger RNA from Pieris napi, 5337 nucleotides. RefSeq names its product G-protein coupled receptor dmsr-1-like (gene msR). Gene Ontology annotation, cellular component: membrane. The record is from RefSeq and is a predicted model, not a curated record. Gene Ontology annotation, biological process: G protein-coupled receptor signaling pathway. The transcript has 4 exons. Bases 177 to 1316 code for a protein of 379 amino acids. Gene Ontology annotation, molecular function: G protein-coupled peptide receptor activity. NCBI's taxonomy places the organism in Eukaryota, Metazoa, Arthropoda, Insecta, Lepidoptera, Pieridae.
CAUAAUUUUUGACUACGUUGCCUUUAGGACAAAUGACUGAGGUUCCAACGAUGUUUGAAGUGUUUACUUGUGGUAAGCAACUAAAGUUAGAAAAAAACUCUUAAAGUGGAUAGAAAGGGUGAAAAUGACAACGUUUGAAAACUUCUAAUCGCCAAGACGCCUAACACCCGAGAGGUAUGUCGAGUUUGGAGAGUGAUGGGGAUGUUGUGGCUUACUGUUUGCCUGGUGGACUUGAAUUUCAACGUGUCUACGUAAAGAUUCAUGGCUAUAUAGCCCUACUAAUUUGCCUUCUCGGAUCUAUCGCAAACUCCGUCAACAUCGCUGUACUAAGCCGGAAGGAAAUGAUUUCAUCGACGAAUUCCAUUCUAACAGCGCUCGCGGUUGCAGAUCUAUUAGUAAUGCUUGACUACGUCCCCUUUGCGCUGCACAUCUACAUCAAAAUUGGUGCAAAUCUAAAUCGAAAUUCUUACGCUUGGGCGGUGUUCGUGUAUUUUCACUCGAUUUUCAGUCAGACGUUUCACACUAUUUCCAUAUGGCUGACCAUAACGCUUGCAGUCUGGAGAUACAUAGCUAUAAAGUUUCCCCAGAAGAAUAGAACUCUAUGCAACAAGCGGAACACAAAUAUUGCAAUUGGAUUUGCAUAUGUAGUGUGUCCGAUCGUGUGCCUUCCAAUUUAUUUUGCUAUGCACAUACAAGAGGUACCAGGGAAAAAUAGAGAGUCGAAUGGAACGAUAAAUGCAACUACCCACCUCAACGAAUCUUCAAUAAGAGAACCAGUCUAUGCGUUAACGAUGACGAAUAACAAAGAAUUGUUGACAGCUAUAUUUUGGAUAUACAGCGUAUUUCUGAAACUCAUACCCUGUAUAGUGUUGUCAAUUUUUAGUUUUUGUUUAAUAUUGAAAAUGAAAUCUAGCGACAAGAGAAGACAAAAGCUGUUGAAUAAAUCAGCAAUUACAGCAACAGAGGGUGAAAAAGGUCGGCUACACGAUGAUGGUAAGCGUGGCGGAAGUCGCACGGACCGCACUACCCGGAUGCUGGUCGCUCUAUUGGGCCUUUUCCUCGCUACGGAAUUGCCACAAGCUCUGUUCGGGCUACUGACAGCUAUCGCUCCACAGCUGUUUGAAAUAUGCUAUUAUGCUUUUGGUGAAGUAAUGGAUUUAAUGGCGUUGGUGGGAUCAGCUGUUAACUUUGUGCUGUAUUGCAGCAUGAGCCGGCAGUUCAGGUGCACGUUUACCCGUCUGGCUCGGAAACUACUUCCGCUACCUGCACGAGCUGAGAGCGAGCCUUUGACUACAACAUCUACGGUGAAAGCGUAGCGAGUGCGUAGUGCAGCUACGACAGCUGCCCAGCUUUAAUAACAAUUUAGUGCUACUGUUGCAGUCAAUUAUAGUGAACGACAGCUUUUGAUUAGCUAAUUACUUUUGACAGCUUAAGUACGGAUGAUUUAGUUAUAUAUUAUGCAUGAGUACUUUAUAAUUCAUAAGGAACUAUUGUUUCCUCUAAUCACAUUAAAUGUUAGUUAAGGUGAGACGUGCAUAUUAAAAGCAUGAACCGAGAAAGAUAAACAGAAAAAUUAUUGCUAUACUUUCUCUCAUACAAUCCUUUCCUCCGGGACGUGUCCUUCAAAAUGUUUUAUACAAAGUAAACUCUUGCCAUGAGUCCAUUAAAAAAGGGCUCUUUUGUUUUUUGUGAAUAAAGCUGAAAUGAAAUUCCUCGUUUCCAUGUCAAAUGGAUGACGUAUUAUUAUAUUUUCAAUGUAAAUGCCAUAUUUAUCUGUGUUCUACAAAUAUGUUGUAUAAUAUUCAGUAAUGAAAGCUAUUUGCAUAAAGUUUCUCGUCAACAUACAGUCAUUUAUAUGAAAAUGAGAUUGACUACCAAAAAUAGAAAGGGUAACAGUCUUGAAUUGGUAUCUAAGAGACAUCUUUUGUAGUAAAAUUACAAAGGAAAUCUUUUUGGUUUACAAUUCUAUUUUUAAUGUUGUCAGUAAGCUCUCUGACAAAGUAUGCGACGAAUGUAUGUAUCUUGCCAUAUAUAAUAAACCUAAAUGUUGUUACGGCGAAUACUUAUCGAAAUAUUUCUAAAGUUAUGUACGUCGUUUUAGGUUUAUGUAUUAAAAAAUAACGGUGUUAAUUAUCGUUUUGAUGUAUAGGUAAUGUAAUGUUCAAUGUAAUUGAUGUUAAAAUAAAACGUACAACUCAUAUUAAUGUAUGCAUUAGGUCAUAUUUAUAACUAAUUGGUGUUAUUAGGACCACUGUAGAAUUUAAUAGGUGUUAUAUAUUUAAUAAAUAUGUCGCCGAAAAUGAAGUUCUUAUUAAUUAAAAAGGAAGGAAGGACACAAAAGUAGUUUACUAAACUUUGCCGUCGGUAGCUGUCACUAACUGACGAGAUAUUGGUUGGCUAUUCCGUUGAGACACAAUGAGUCCUAUCGCAAGAGUAAACACAAGGUUAGGUUCGUUGAUAGAAAAUUAGUGACGGAUGAGUGAGUUACGAACACAAACACUUCGUUGUGAAGACGUGUUUGUAUAAGCAUGCCAAGAUAUACUUAUUCCAAGAUCAAGAUAUAGAUAUGUUACAAUAUUAUUACGAGGUAUCGCAAUAUAUAAUAGGUUAAAAGGUUAUACAAUAUACUAAUUAUUUAGGUUAUGAGUGGAUUUUAUUUAAUAUUUUUCCUUAACAGUAAGAUCAAAGUAAGCUGUCAUGAAAUUUGAAGAAACAUGUGAAGUUGAAACAAAAAAGAAACAAGAACUGGUUUGAAUUUAACUAUGAUUUGUAUCUAGAAGACUUCUGUAUUUGAGACCUCGGGGCACAUCUAGUUAUUAAUAUUGAGUAAAGUUGUCUUUUGUUUCUUUAGUUGACGUUUGUUUAUGUAUAAAAAGCUUUACUCGUUAAUGUCAUCAAUUAUGAAACUUCGCUAUUAGCAGGGUGUGUAAUUUAGGCCAUUCUCAAAGACAGACGUUAUUAUAAUAACCCAAAUCACUUUGUCUGCGUGUCAUGACGUUGUCAUUCGAGAAAAGGUAGGGUUCAUAUAGCUCAAUAACCUUCUCAUAUUUCCUGGUGGCAAUAGAGUAUAUAUUGAAGUAUCUUGAAAAUGAUGUUAGCAUGUGAAACUAGUGAAACAAAACAUAUAUUAAUUUCAGAUAGUACAUUUAACAUUGACAAAAGAAAUAAACUUGAUGAAAAAUACUACGCACAAUUACUCCGUAUUAGACCACGUAGCGAAAUGCGAUAAAGCUACGAGAUAAACAUCGUAGUUGUAUGUCUACGCUAUAGGAUAUCGUCCAAACAUAUUUCUAUCAGCCGCUUAAGGAAUUAUAUAAAGUGUUUAGCGUAGCCGAUCACGUAAAUAUCUAAUAUUCUACGGCUGUACUUCCUUCAAUAACACUAUUAAUGUCCGACGUGAAACAAUGCGAGUUUUGGUAAAACAAAAGAUAUAUAUGAGAUCUUCUAUCUCUCUAUCUCUAUCUCUAUCUAUCUUGAUAUAUAUGAGAAUUCAGAUCGUUAAUCCGCUUACGUAUUGUUCGACUGAGGGUUGCUCUAAAACUAUUGUCGAAUUCGUGUUUCACUCUUUGUUAUAUUAUUGAUAAAGAAAGCGAAAAUGCGUCAUUCAUUUUGAUAAUUAAAAUUACUACAUGAGUUCCCUUUGUAGAGAUGAAAGCAAACAAAAUUUGAUUAAAUUCGCUUUGUUCAAGAUUUCAUUUCCGUUUCUUCGGAAUCAUUUACCUUACCGUUUGAUUUCAUAUAAAAGGAUUUCGCAUUCAAAAGAUUUGACAUGCGUAUUUAAUCAGGACUGUUGGUACAAAAAUUUAUUCUUUUAACCAAUUCCUGUCUAAACAUUUUUAGACUGGAAUUCUUUAAUAACGUUUCUCUAGAAACUUUUAUUACAAAAAUAAUUUAUAUAACUACGUCAAUGUUUUAAACAAAUUAUGCCAAAAAAGAGGGUUUUGAGAGGUAAAAAUUAUACCUUGUUUUGUCGUGGUGUAUAUAUUUUUUGCUAUUACACAAACCAAACAAAUUUUUCAACAGUAUUACAUUAUCUAAUAUCCAAUUAAAACAUUUGCUUAGUAACUUAUCUAUAUCUGAAAUUAUUACCAUUAUAUAAGAUAUCUAUCCAAUUAUCCUGCCCAUACGUUUCUCCAUACAGAUCUUAUUAUUUUUGACAUUUUACCUUGACGACCUCAUUUAUCCUGUCGAUAAGUAUCUGCGUCUAAUCACCUCCGAGGACCCGAGCCACCCAGUCGUUCCCAAACUGUCAAGACGAGGUGUUUAUUUAUUUUUAACUUUUACUUUUACUUAAGUUGUUUGUUAACAAAUUUCAAGUUUGUCCUGCCACUAACAACGUCGUUCAAUAAAUUAUCUUCAGUGGUUGAUAAAUAUUUAUUUUUAUACAGCUUAAAAAAGGUACAACUCAGUGAUAAAAUUAUGUCCCAGAUUAAAGCGAUAACAAGGAACAGUAAAAUCAUUUUGGCAUCCGAUUACAUUUGUGGUGAAGUUAUAUAAAUCCAAUUAAAUAGCUUAUGUUGUUAAUUGAAUGCUGGAAAUUGAUUUUAGUUUACACGCCCUCAGGGAUCCCACGAGGCUUUCUCCAAGUAUACGACCUACCAGAGAAUUUCCCCGAUCUUCUUAGGUCUUCGACACAUCUUUGAUCGUGCCUUGUCUACGCCUAACAAUAGCUAAAGAAAUUUGAUUUCAGAGCAUUGACCCCUCACAAGCCACUAGAGGCGGAGAAAAUGUUCCAAAUUUAAUUAUAAAGAGCCCUCCAACGGGGAAUCGAAUCGAUGCCCUUGGCUUUACGGUCCCUUUACGAAACCGCUUAUACACGAGGCUCGAUUCUAUUCAGCCUGGGAUUAUAUUGUCGAUAAGGAAUGUAAAUAUAACUGAUACAAUUUUUGGCAAACAUUAAAGUGUUAUGAAGAUCUCGUUUGUGUACUUAAUUAUUUAAAUAAGAUUUGUCUUCACAACGAUAGAUCAUAGAACAUUCUAAAAAUUAAUUUUACCAACUAUACAGUAUGUUUAUUUAAAUGUGAACUAUUGUUAUUAUUAUUUUACGAAUUAUAUAAUGUUGUUUUGUAUUAGAUUAAGGAACAACGAAAACAAUUAUGCAUGUACUUAUAUACUUAUUCCUUGAUAAGAAUGGGAAGUAUUUAUAAUAUUUUACAAAUUUAUAAUCAUAUUCACCAACACACUAUAAACAUUAGGAAGCUUAAUAAUAUUUUGACACAUUUAAGUAUUUAUUGGGCAUGAGAAAGAUAAAACAUUCAAUAGCUAUUUGAUGAUUAUAGUACGUUUAUAGUAAUUUAUAACUAGUAAUACCUGUGAACUAUGAAUAUAAUUAACAAA